AUGUUGGGAAUGGGUGGUAUUCAGGUUCCAUCUAAAGGAAGAAACUGCCUGGCUUGCAUCCAUCGCCCACCUUUCACCAGCGGUGCCCGGCCCGUGCGUACCUCUACACUUUCAGUGGUAGCCAGCGUGAAAUGCAGAAAUUUAGAUCUCGUCAAGCGUACAAAAAGUGGCGUGUUGGCCGCGGCUGCGGCAGCGACUAGCGUGGAAGCAGAGGAACACCGGUCGAUACGCCUCAGGAGAAGUAUCGGUUCCUGGUUCUCUGACUUCUUCAAGAAGUGGAAGGAAUCUGACGACGACUACGAUGAGGAGGAGGUGAUUACUGUGCCGGUCAUCCGUCCCAUCUACCAGCCUCCCGUUAAGUCUUACUACCCGCCUCCAGCGCCUCCGAUCAAGCCUUCGUACGGCCCUCCGCUCCUCCCUCCCUCUUCCUACGGACGUGGCCACGUUAAUGGAGGCUUCGGAGGUGGCGGCAGCUUUAACGGAGGUUUCGGAGGUGGUGGUCCCUUUAAGGGAGGAUUUGGAGGGGGCGGAGUAGGCAUCCCCAUACAGGGAGGCUAUGGUGGAGGCGGAGGACAAUUCAAGGGAGGUAUUGGAGGUGGAGGUGGUGGAUUCGGCGGCCCCAUCAAGGGAGGUAUUGGAGGAGGAGGUGGUGGAUUCGGCGGCCCCAUCAAUGGAGGAUUUGGAGGAGGCGGCGGCCACUUCAAAGGAGGCAUUGGAGGAGGUGAUCCCAUCAAGGGAGGCUUCGGAGGUGGUGGAGUCGGAGGUGGCUUCAAAGGAGGCGUUGGAGGUGGUGGCCCCAUUAAGGGAGGCUAUGGAGGGGGUAUAGGAGGCGGUGGUCACUUUAAGGGAGGCCACGGAGGUGGCGGUCACAUUAAGGGGGGACAUUCCAAAGGACUUCCACACGACUUUGGUCCGGUAAAAGACUCGGAUGUGGUUCAUAUUGGAGGAGGCUCCUUCUUGCCACCAGCACUGCCAGCAGGUGGCUACUCUUCUCCUGCUGACAGUUAUGCCGCACCUCCUGCUCCAGUUAACAGUUAUGUCCCUCCAGUCAUUGAUAUCUACGGUCCUCCUAAACCCAUUGAUUCCUAUGCUGCAUUGCCUACAGUUAGUACCUCCUACAGUUCAGUAGGGGUGCCAGUGGCUCCUCUGGGUCCUGGGAAAGACCUAAUCAGCGAGUUUCGUUCCCUUCCCUCCUUCCCUCUUCCCAUGGCAGAGCACGGCUCCUCUUCCUCAUCUUACCUCGAAGGUUUCCACCCAUCACAGCCCCUUGCUGCGGAGCAUGUUGGUGCAACAGGCGCCUUGAUAGGAAAAGAAGUUCGUGCACCGCUACGCCCUCUCUACGACCUUCCCUCUGAUUCAAAGCUCAACCUCGGUGGAUCUGCUCUGCCUCUCGCUGGUGGCUUUGACGCCCUUGGCAGUGGCAAAGGAAGUAUUGGAGAAGGUUUUGGAGCUUCCGUAGGAUUAAAAGACCAACAUUCAUCAUCUACAGCGUCACUGACGUACGGGGCUGAGCUGGGCUACGACGAUCCUAUCAUUGAGAUCAUUUUCCAAGACGGAGAACCAGCACCUCCACCACCUCCACCUGUCAUAGAUCCAGAAGUGUUCGCAUUGCCAGAAGAACCCGUUGAAGUUUAUUUCAUUGAAUACUCCCCAGGAGACAACAUUGAUGACCUUGGUGCUCUGAACUUAGAGGGUGCCAAGCCAGGUAUCUUGCAUGAUUUACCUGAGGAACUGCCCAUUGAUGUUCGCUCUCAUCUGUUGGACUCUGGAGUCCUGGAUAACGCUGAGAUCCAAGUUAUUAAUUUAGAUGACGCCUUAACUAAGGGUUUUCUAGACCAGAACACCAGACAAGCUCUGGAAGCUGUGUAUGCCUCUGAGAGCCGCAUUGAUGAAACGAAAGUUGAUGCACCAUCUAAAGAAGGUGUCAACAUCAGAGUUCACCGUCUGAUGAAUGAAGACGGUACACCUAAAGGAGUGGCUGAGUUACUCUCUGGUUUAGGCAAGUACCGCGAGGGUCGCUUUGCUGGGCUUGUAGAAGCUAAUGACGAAGGUUCAAAAAAAUUCAUUCCAGUAAUAGUUGAUGGAGAUAAACUACCCUUACCAAACCAUCCUGGGCUAGAGGGACGCGAAGUGGCUGGGGUUCUUGUGUUAGCACCCACUGAUAAGAAGAACCAAACGUCAGAGCCCCCAGCCAACACCAGCAGCCCAGAACACAACCUGGUAGAGUCGGCGUCAAAUCCACAGCCAGUAGUGGCAGCGGCAGGCGCCAUUGAAGAACGAGCGGACAGGGAAUGGAACGGUGACCCCAACGGCUGGCGUCCCGUCUGGGACUGACCUAUCUACCAUUAACAAGGCAUCCGAACUUGACCUCUCCUCUCCCUCCCCAUUGCUCCUCGAUGGUUUAUAUUUCCAUCUGAGAGUGAGCUUCUCAGGACAGGGAACGUUAGAGUAUAACAAUGCAGUCUGAGACUCUUAUACCCUCACUAAGUUUAGGGUCCGGCAAACGGGAGCUCCCCAGCCGACGCAUCGCGAGACUCAACUGUCGUCAAUUUACAUAUUUCGUAGCGAGGGCAUUGCCCUCACCAAAGAAAACAAAGAAUUUUGUGAAAUAUCUUUCUUUCGAGUUGUUGAGUGCUGCUUAGCUUUACUCUACUUACUUAAGCUGUACAUAUGUUGCUUUGAUAGAUUUACUGAACAUAUCUUGUUUAGGAUUAAGUAUAUUUUUAGCCAGGAUUAAAAUGAAUUAGUUUUCCGAGGAUAAGUACAGGAGAGAAGUUUCCCCACAUCUCAGGAUCAUCAGUGUUGUGUACAUACUGCCUGCUUAACUUUUCAGCCAGUUCUCUCGCUAACAAGUCGAGGCAAACAAAAUUAUUGUUAAAAAACAAAAUAAAUCUUGGGUUUUGAUUUUAUAUUGAUCCUAAGACAGGCGUUGUCUGAGCCUCACACUUCCUUUUGUAUCGUCUCUCUAAGUAUCCUAUUUAUGUCCUCUCUGGGGCUCUAUAGACGCGUGUAACAUUGCUCAAGUGACUAGGUCUUCCUGCAGGUAGAAUAUUGUUAUCAUCAACAGCAGUUAGUUAGUGUCUCUUGCAUCACCAUGUUUGAUUGUACAGUAAUUUUAUUAUUAAAAGAUAUCAAAAAUA
Molecule: messenger RNA, 3140 nt
Organism: Cherax quadricarinatus
Lineage: Eukaryota; Metazoa; Arthropoda; Malacostraca; Decapoda; Parastacidae
Source: RefSeq, a predicted model, not a curated record